This is a messenger RNA of Pocillopora meandrina, 3507 nucleotides long. The record is from the annotation of a GenBank genome assembly. NCBI's taxonomy places the organism in Eukaryota, Metazoa, Cnidaria, Anthozoa, Scleractinia, Pocilloporidae.
AUGUCAGCUUCUGUUGUCAUAACGUUGGUUCUCUUCGCACUUGUCGUUGUAAAUAUCACUGGAAAUUCACUGGUUUGUGCGAUAAUUCGAAAACAUCGAGACAUGAGGUAUUUAUAUAGGCUUGCAAGGAAAUUCAUCUGAUUACAAAACUUUAUUCCUUCGCGUUUUGGGCUUCCCAAGUAAUCGAGGUUUCGAGUUAUUGAGGGUGUAAUUCAAAGUUAUAGCAUGUGGCGAUUCCAGGAUGUUUUGAGUUCAUUUAUCUGGAAAAUUUAGAACAAGGAGUGCGUGAUAAACGGAGUGAAAUUGUUUUCUUCGUUUUUACAAGAAUAUAAUGAAUUAAUCGAUCGAUGACAAACGCUUAUUCAUUGACGGAAACGGUCCAUUGUUCAGAAAUAUAGGAUACAAAGCCAGCGGUAUCGCAUUAAGGACAAGUCAAUCCCGGCCGGGAACUUUGAGGGUAGAGAGGAAGCGGGAAAGCGAGCGAGACUGUAGUUUGUGUGUUUCAUUUAACUCUUGUUUGGAAGCCUUUAUUUGUGCCUUUGUGGCCCACAACUCUCUACAUAUAUUUUUCUUGAUAAUCGGGUGUAUUUUUAAACACAGGACUCCGAUCAACUAUCUGAUUCUCAACCUCGCAAUGGCGGACGCUUUGUACGCGACCCUCAUCAUACCCAUGUACAUUUUCAGAUUCAAUUUAAGUCACCCAACAGGCUUAGCGGGUGAUGUUCUAUGCGUGAUGUUAACCAAUGGGUCUUUCGCUUGGGUAGCAGCAAUAGCUGCCAUUUGUACUCUGUUGGCAAUCGCCAUCGAAAGGUAUUACGCAGUGGUGUAUCCACUUGGAAACAAAUGGAAAUGUUCAAUCAGUGCCGUAAAGGUUUGUAUUACGUUUUCUAUCAAAAUGGAAAGACUUUAUUCGUAAUUCACUUUUUGACGGAUAUUUUGCCAGUUACGUAAUAUUUUUCCGAGCCCCUUGGAGGCGUGAAAAAAUACGAACAAUGGGCAAAAUGAAAAUGGAAGCGAUCUUCGUGGUAAUGAACUCUACUUAAGCAGUGGUGAAAGUAAGGCAUGGAAAAAAAAAAGCCUGUACUGCUAAAGUAGUUUUCAUCAAAGGGAAGAUUGCUUCCAUAUUCGUUUCUUAGUCCGCAGUUCACUCGGGUGAGUGAAAGUUCGCAUGAUUUUCAUAUAUUUACAGUCAACGAGCAAAAUGUCCGCUUGUCUUUGAUGUUAGACCAUCGAAUACGAGAUUUAUUAUUUCACUACUAUUUCAUUUUCUGGUCUUUUGGUUAAGUACUUUUCGAAACUUCGUACUAGCUUAUCUGAGCAUCGUAACGAUCCCACGAGGCUUACGUGGAAGAAGAGUACAACUGGCAAAAGCAACCAUCUAAGUGUUCAUGAUGACCAAAAAGUUUCUGUCGGCCUCGAAGUUUUUUGCUAAAAAAAAUCACCUCUUAAAAACGCCAGAGGAAUUGAAAAACGUGCGUAUCGUUUCUGUCAGUAUUUUUGUCCUGUUCCACAGUAUAUUACCGUCACAUAUUUUGCGCUUUCCAUUGCCCUAAUAUGAUAAACUGACGGAAUAGUGGAAUUGUAAAAGCUGUUAUGAACCACUCCUGUUCGAGCAUUUUUUUUUUGAUACAGUUAUUGGUGAAAUCCAACAAUAUACUUUGGUUGAUUUUCAUUCCCUUUUUAUUUGAAAAAGUAAUGAUAUUGUUACAGAGAAAUUUAAACUUUAGUUACUCUUGCAGGUUAAAGGGUUUAACGUGUUGUUUCAUUUUCUUGCUUUCCAGAAAAUAAUAGCUGGCUCUUGGGUCUUCGGGCUUGUUUUUAAUAUCCCGUUAAUCAUGAUCAACAAACUCAGAAACAACUUUUGCGCGGGUAUAUGGCCCAAGGAGUGGAUGGGUAAAGCGUUUGGGGUUUACUCCAAUGUCGUCGUCUUUGGCUCCUUGUUUGGGAUGUUUGUGUUGUACUUUAGAGUCGUGCACACCUUAUGGUUCAAAUCUUCUGGUGUCCGACAAGUGAAUCAGGAGCAGAGUGUGAGUAGCGUCAAGAAUGUCUUACAUAUGACAUAUGGGGUGAUGGCUUUUACUACCGACGGUUAGAAGUUUGGCCAUCUUAUCGUUACGGUUAACCUAAAAUAAUGCAAAAUGACACAUCGUAGAAAGGAAAACAUUUUACAAGAGAUAAGCUUCUAAAGAAACUGUAGUGCUGCGUUGGUGGGAGAGUAUAACAAGGUAAUUUGGUAUUAUGAACUGAGUUUCUAACUUAAAUUGGCCACCGUAAAGAAUUUUAAAGCUGACGUUUCGAGCGUAAGCCCUUCUUUAGAGCGAAUGACGAUUCUUGAUUCGCUUUGAUGAAGGGCUAACGCUCGAAACGUCGGCUUUAAAACUCUUUACGGUGGCCAAUUUACGUUAGCAACUCAGUUCAUAGUGCCAAAAUUACCUUGUAAAGCUUUAUGCAGUUCACUUUAUCAACGACUAACGUUUUAUAUUUCUCCAUGUUUACGCCUAAGGGCUAAAUUUUGUGGCCAUUUUACGGCUAACGGUUAACACCAUUGAGGACCUCUCAGAGGGGAAGAUUUCGGAAGAAGUUCGAUAGCGAAGCUCAAUACUACAACGUCAUUGAAUACCAAACAUUUCUAGAAACUUGUCAAAGCUGUUCGUGGAAAAUGUUUGACAACGUUUCGACGUUCUUUGGGUUUUGGUUGUCAAUAACUUCCUUUACCUUAACCCGAAGUCGACAAACUUUGUAUAGCUAGUUUAAACAACUUCUACGGAUAAGAGAUUAUAUGGACAGGCGUUUUUCCUCACCUAGACGGGUUACCUCACCCACUGCCAUGUAAACGGGCCCAUAAAUCUGUUUGUCCGGUCUGCCGGGUUGGCUAACUCUGUGGCCGCAGUUUCCCAUGUAAACGUCUCAAGGUGGGGUACCCGCCAAGCCGAAGUCGUGUUCACGUUCUAUUCGUAAGCGCGCUACCGAUCUAACCCCGGAUCACGGGUUUGUAGGAUUGUUUUCAAACGCAGGUUAUUUCUCGACUACGACUUGGCGGAUUACCUCACCUACCUGGGGUCCCCUAUCUUCAUGUAAACAGGCUCUAAAACGUGUUUUAAACUUUGGUAUGACUGAUAUAUAAUUCUCUUGAGAUUACAUGUAGGUUUUCAUUCUUACAAAUCUUAGCUCGCGGUGAAGGCCAGGAAGCGGUUCACUUUGAUGGUCGUUAUCAUCAGUGUCAUCUUCGCAAUCUGUUGGAGUGCAAACCAGGUGCCUUACACCAUGUUCCUCUAUGCAAACUACAAGCCUAGUGUCGUCGAAAUCGGCAUUUCUAACGUCAUGGUUUUGUUCAAUACUGCUGUAAACCCCUUCGUAUACGCUCUAUUUAACCAAAACUUCAGAAGGAAAAUGAAAGCAAUGGUGGCGUGCGGCAAAAACAAUAGAGUUGGCCAGGAACAGCACCUGAAAACGCUCAACCGUCAAUCUUUCCAACCAGUCAGGCAUCCUUGUCAGUCGUCCAACUGA